AUGGCCAAGCGGGUGGCCGUGGUGCUGGCUGGCUGCGGGGUGUUCGACGGCAGCGAGAUCCACGAGGCGUCCGCGGUGCUGGUGCAUCUCAGCCGGGAGGGGGCUCAGGCUGAGGUUUAUGCUCCCAACAUCCCCCAGAUGCACGUGGUGGACCACGUGAAGGGGCAGCCCACCGCGGAGCAGCGCAAUGUCCUGGUGGAAAGUGCCAGGAUAGCCAGAGGCAACAUCAAGGACCUGGCUACGCUGGAUGUCAAGGGGCUGGAUGCCCUCAUCAUCCCAGGUGGCUUCGGGGUGGCAAAAAACCUGAGCACUUGGGCCACGCAGGGCAAGAACUGCAGUGUCUCCAAAGAGGUGGAGGCUGUCCUGAGGGCAUUCCACGCUGCCCACAAACCCAUUGGGCUGUGCUGCAUCUCCCCAGUGCUGGCAGCCAAAAUCUUCCCGGGCUGUGAGGUCACCGUGGGACACGACACGGAGUGUGAUGGGAGGUGGCCUUAUGCCAAGACUGCUGAGGCCAUGAAGGAGCUGGGCUGCAGGCACAUCAACAGCCAGGUCACCGAGGCCCAUGUGGACACCAGGAACCUCCUGGUGAGCACCAGCGCCUUCAUGUGCAACGCCCCCAUCCACCAGGUGCACGACGGCAUCGGCAGCAUGGUCAGGGAAGUGCUGCGCCUGGCCUGA
Agelaius phoeniceus (red-winged blackbird) is the source of this 678-nucleotide messenger RNA. The record is from RefSeq and is a predicted model, not a curated record. NCBI's taxonomy places the organism in Eukaryota, Metazoa, Chordata, Aves, Passeriformes, Icteridae.